AUGGAGUCGGCGCUCGUGGUUGCAGAGGACCAAAAGGAGAGGCCGCUAAAGCUGGCGGAACGGAAGACACUGCCACACAACAAGCCGGCGUUCUGGAGCUCCAAGAUCCACGGGAUCCCCGCCAAUUACAAGCCCAAGGAGCACGUGCAGCACAAGGCCCGGCCCGGCCAGACGGCUCCCGCCGUCGAGCGGCGUACGACUGCGAUCCGCGCUAAGGCAAAGGAGGCGGGCAAGCUCGUGCCGCGCAGCCAGGCGAGCGUAAGGCUCGUCAACUCGGUGACGGCGGAGCUAAAGCGCAAGGCGCGCGGCGCCCGUCCGAAUCCGCCAGGCCUGCGCGCGGAGUCGACGAUACUGAUGCGCACCUUCGAGCUGUUCGACCACGACCGGAGCGGGGUAGUCAGUGUCGAGGCCUUCCAAAAGGUUCUCGCUUGCUUCGAGAUUGAGGCAGACGAGACGACCUGCCACGCAGUCUUUCAAAAGUUCGGCUGCAACCAGCUGGGGCAGCUGCCCUACGAUGUCUUCACGCGCACCCUCUUUACGUCCGCGAAUCGGCUGCUCGCGUGGACAUCCAUCAAGCAGGGCGUACCCUUCCAAGACAGCUCGCAGGCCAUCCAGCAACGCGCCGAGAACGAGUUCCGAGGCAAGAUCCAGACCGGCCGUUUCAAGUGCCUCACCGGGCUAUACACGCCAUCCGACUGGGACAGCCGCGCCGUGCUCGAGCGGGCACGCCGGCGGCCCGACGCGCACCUCGAGCUCGACUUCGUGUACGGCUACGCCGGCAACACAAAGUUCCUCAUUGAGAAGGGCCAGCGGAUUGACCCGCAAUCCUCGUUCGUCUCGCCAAACCUGUUCUACACCUCCACUCGCGAGGUUGCCUACUUCACGGCCGCGACGGGCAGCGCCCUCGAGUGGGAGACGACGUGUAUCGUCCUCAAGUGGGAGGACAGCAAGGAGGGAGGCCCCGCAAAGGCGCAGGCGGCUGGCGCGGUGGCCGAGGAGCGGGAGUCGGCGCCGCCACAGGCAGGCCGCAAGCGGCAGCGUUUCUUCACAUCGCACGACAACGACAUCCUGUGCCUGGCGUUGGACGCCUCGCGCAACUACGCGGCGACGGGGCAGGCGGCACCACUCAAGGUCGCCAAAGGCGUCCAGAGCACGCCCACCGUCAGCGUCUGGGACGAGCUUGCCACGCUGGAGCACACAACGUCAAAGGACGAGCCGACCGACUCGAUCGCGGGCGCGGUCUGCUUCUCGGAAGACGGGCGGCUCGUCAUCUCGGUGUGCCGCAACACGCACCACUCGCUCUUCGUUUGGGAGUGGAGGACGCGUAAGUUGCUCUAUCGGGAGAACACGUGCCAGGGCACGCCGCCGUGCGUUUUUGGUAUCAAGUGGAACCCAGUCGAGGUCGGUGAGGGUUCCAAGCAGACCAAGCUGUUUGACUUCUGCUCGUUUGGCACCAAGCACAUCAUCUUUUGGAAAGAGUGCCCGCCACCGAAGGAGUCAAAGUUCAAGCGCAUCUGGUCGCAGGACGCGGGCUCCUUCCUCAACAAGGACAAUCCGAAGGGAACCAAGUCCAACGACGGCGUCGACAUCCAGGAUGUCCUGUGUGUCGAGUUCCUGCCGGACGGUGGCGUUGUCACGGGCAUGCAGUCUGGCGACAUGUACAUGUGGCAGGCCUUUGGCGCGACAAAUCUCGACGCGAGCUCCUCUAAGUCCGCCGACAAGUCCGAGCCGGGCAAGAAGGUUCGGUCCGGGGUCGACAUGCGCGUCAUCCGGCGCAUCACCGUCCCGUCACCAGAGAAGGGGCGGCCUCCGAGCCGGGCACACACACACAACCUCACGGUCCUUAAGUUGCGGGCCGGCGGGAGCGCCCAGGGCACGCUCGACCUGCUCUCGGGCGGCGGCGACGGAGAGAUCAAGGUGUGGAAGGUCAAGGCGGGGCAGCCCGUCCACUACGGCACUUGCCGCAUCCCGCGAGCGCUCGACACCUUCCCGGCGUCCGACGAGGUGGUUGUGGGGACGGACAAGUGCGACAUCUGGAAGAUCGAGCUCGAGCGAAGCGGCAAGGACCUCGUCCUCAAGGAGGGCAAGCUCGCGCAUAAGUCGCGGCAGCUCGUGGUGAAGGGCCACGCAGACUACCUGCGCGGCCUCGACGCGCACCCGACCAAGGAUUUUCUGAUGGCCAGCGCGUGCAAGAGCGACCGAGUGUAUAUCUGGAACUGCAAGGCCAAGGAGGAGGUGGCCUUCGCCUCCUUCCCCGGUGAGCAGGCCGUCGCGUGCGCCUUCUCAAGCGAUGGGCACCGGCUUGCGGUCGGCACCGUCGCGGGCAAGGUCUUCAUCCUAUCCGACGCCGCGCAGACGCCGGAGCAGGAAGAGGGCGGCUGGGCGGGCGAGCUCUUCCCUUUGCGGGCGAGCCAGACGCAAGCCGCGCGGAUGCCCAUUCGCGAUUGCGUCUCAGAGAUCUCAGAGCUACGCUACUCGCCUAACAACAAGAUGCUGGCCAUGAUUGACAUCUACAACGCUGUGGGCGACUCUUAUGUGCGGCUCGCGCGCUGCAAAGGCCACUCGUCGACAGUACUACACGUGGACUGGAGCACCAACUCAAGGGUGUUGCAGUCGACAUGCAGCGCACGCGAGCUGCUCUACUGGGACACGUGGUGGGGCUACGACGACGAUAACUUGGGGGCUCAGCCGCGGCGGCGCAUCGGCCUGCAAAACAUCGAGGACCAGCGCGAUGGACGGUGGGCGAGCUGGUCGUGCACGCUCGGCUUCAACGUGAUGGGCAUCUACCCCGAAGGCUACGGCACCGACGACAUCAACAUGGUGGCCCGCUCGCCGUGCCACCGCUUCCUUGCCGCGGCCGACGACCGAGGCCAAGCGUCAUGCUGCGGCUCGGCGAGGGUGGUGCGAGGUAUGACGUACAGAGCGUGCUUUUUAGGCGGAGUGAUUCUGUACAACUUCCCGUCGAUCGUCGACCGCCAGAAGCACUACUGGUACGCUGGCCACUCCUCCUUCGUCGAGAAUGUCAAGUGGAUCAAGGCGCCCAUGCCGAGCGCAAAGAACCCGACAGGAGGGCCGCAGCUGCUGUGCUCCGCGGGAGGGGCCGACCGCGCGAUCUUUCAGUGGAAGCUCGUUGUCGAUGUGGAGCCCCCCGAGGCGGCGGCCGGUGGGGCUAGCGGCGCUGCGAUCACGGCUGCGUCGCCAGAGCCGAAGCGGCUGACGGCGCUCAGUAGCCCCUCUUUCAUCGAGCAGCGGGCUACGUUGGCGGAGCAGUCGGCCCUCAUUCAACAGCAGGAAGAGGAGCUCGAGUCGCUCAAACGGCGAGUCGCCCGCCACGAGGCGAAACGGACGGCAGCAUCCCGCGCGCCCUUGGACCCAGUGGCCGAGCCCGAUGCUCCUGCAGAGGCCCCGUCAGCGUCGCACGAAGCCGUGAGCUAG
Molecule: messenger RNA, 3435 nt
Organism: Emiliania huxleyi CCMP1516
Lineage: Eukaryota; Haptophyta; Isochrysidales; Noelaerhabdaceae
Exons: 14
Coding region: 1-3435 (1144 amino acids)
Molecular function (GO): calcium ion binding; microtubule binding
Source: RefSeq, a predicted model, not a curated record